UAAUAGCCCAAGACAAGGUGUGGCUAGAGAGGAGGUGUGUAUCUAAUGAUGUCUGCUGCUGGUCUGUUCUUGUCAUUUCUCUUUCUCUUCUCAUCCUACUCCAGUCUAGUCUCCUCCAACUCUACUAAUGAGCUAGUUACAUUAUUAAAAGUUGCUGAAUCUCGUGGUAUCAUCAAUAAAGACCAGACCACGUCUCUUCUCUCACUAGCUUCAGAACUAAACAGUGGCCCUACCAUCAGCAGGAGGAGGAAUGAGCCUGAUCCUACUACUAGUACUGAAGGAGACAGUGUCUUCCUGUUAAUGUACAAUCAACUGACUUUGCUUAAUGUGUUGUAUUUCGGUGGGUCUCUUUUGAUUAUUGGUGCUUACUCUCUCUUCAUGACUCUGGCUUUUGAGGGUUGUGAUAAAAGAGGGAUCAGUCUUAUAAUGAUUGUACAGACUGCUCUCUUUGGAGGAGUAGGAGUUUACUUAUGGAACACAUCUUACCAGUUCUUAGGAGGAUUGCUGUGCUCCAUUAGCACUGGUCUAGUACCAUACACUGUCUACUGGAUACAGAAGUAUCUUAACCUCUGGCCUAAGGAGAACCCUGGCUUCUUCCAAGACUUCAGACUGUAUGUACGACCAGGCUGGGUUGUCAUGGAGAUAGCGGCAGUUGUAAUUGGUCUCUUAUAUUUAACAAUCAUUCGAUUCCCAUUCCUCCUAGCUCCAAUCUCAUUCUGUAUCUGGUUCCUCUCGAUGGACAUGGCCCCACUACUACCACAAUGGUCUACCAUUGAUGACCUUUAUAAACUAAGAAGAUUAGUAUCAAUGGUAUUCGGGUUAUUGCUAAUGACUAGUGGACGAGUGAUGGAGUCUUUGUUAGGAUCCGAACCCGACUUUGGGUUUUGGUUAUACCUAUUCGGACUGAUAGCCUUUUGGUUCUCAAUCAUAAUUGAACAUGACUCAAACGAUCAUCUCAAGCACUCUAUGUUUAUUCUAAUUAACGUCACACUCGUCGUUAUUGGCAGUCACCUCCAACGAACCACAUUUCAUGUUUUUGGUACGCUGGGACUGAUACUAAUGUUACUGAAGACCCUGUCGUACCGUGGGUCUAUGGUCAAUCGGUCACUGGUACUAUGGUUAAUGACAGGUCUAUCGGUCGUAUCGCUACUGGCCCAGGGCCUUAAAUUGGAAGGUAGCGUUGAAAUAAUUAAUGGACUGGUAACGUUUAUAUUAUUUAAUGUGUACUCAUUAAUAUUCAUAGCUCAAAGUGAAAGGUAUUCGUUAUUAUUAUUAAUUACUAAUCUCGGUUUUAUUGCUACCAUACCUUCAUUUAACCACACCCUCUCGUUAUGGAUAAUUGAUAUUAAUGAUCCUCAAUUACUAAUGAGCUUAAUGACACUCUCCGUCCUACUCUAUCAUGUCAAUAUGUUGAAAUAUGUGACUAUUCGUGAGCUAAGUCUGAACUCUUUAUUAUUUUUAUUAUAUAAAAUGACAGUUUCAGUACUAGUCUCUUUAUUAUUAGCCUCGCUGGGUCAAUCUUGGUAUGUAUGGACAGCUGGGGUAGGGUUACCGCUAGUUGCUAUGAUACUAGCUAAUAGAAGUGUCACGCUAUCCUUUGUUCAGUUUAUCGUUCUUCUGUUCUCAAUAUGUUUCUCUCUCUGCCUCUCGUCAAACCUGUUUUACUUGUUAUCGUGUGGUUGUAUGGGUGUGGUCAUACUGGGGACUCUCCACAGAGGAAAGUGGUUCAUGAUUAGUGGGUGUGGCUACUCAGUGAUACUGAUAUUGUUAUCAGUUCCACUUCAGUCAAAGUUCAUGACGACCAUUGGCAUCUUGUAUAUCUUUGGAUAUCUCACUCACUUGGCCUAUGUCGUUUUUAAACGAAGUCUCAUCUUUCCCUUAGUCCUGGUUGCUAUGGGACUCUCCAUUAUAUAUGCUGGAGUUGUUUAUCAGUCAAAACAAAAUGAAAUCUAUCAAUGGAGCUUGUCUUUGUUACCCAGUGACAUAAGUGUUCAUUCUCCUUGCAGCAGGAGUGGUAACUCAUAUCAACAUUUAAAAACGGCAGAAUUUAGCAUCGACCAUGUACUAUCAUACCCACACGUCUAUCUAUUGUACACUGGUCUACUGGUCCACAGUCUGUCUACUGGUUCGUUACCAUACGUCCCCUAUGUGUGUGUUAUCGGUAUGGGCCUGGUACUGGUUGCUAUGGGAUACAUGAAGUUGAUAUUUAAAUAUUGUCCUGACUUGAGUUCUUCAGUAAAGGUAAGAUCAAUGACUCUCUCACUCAAUGAAGCUGGUAUUAAAAAUGGUUUUAUUGUUACCAUAAAAGGAGAUAAGCCACGGUCACUGGAUCUACCGCAGUACCUUUCUAUUGGUAUCGGCGGUGAAGGAUUCUGGUCUGCCAUGAGUGAGCAGUUUGGUGGUUUAGUCAUCAAUGUAGCAAGGUCAGCCUUCCUUCCUUACAAAUUAACAAAGGAGUCCAUAAUUGCUAGUGGUUUCCAUUCUGGCUCAGUCAGCUUCACUCUCAGUAUUUCAAUAGCUACUGGUACAAAAGGAUUAGGGAGGACCACAAUAUUGAAGAAUGCCAGGAAGAUGGAGUCAGUCUUGGCAGUGAUGGAGUGUAGCCUCUUAUACUCCACUAGUUUUUAUUUACCUUAUUCCCCUCUGUGUACACACUCUUUGGCAAUGAAUGACGUGUGCCAAAUGUUACUACAAAAAGAGAAAUAGACCAACUUCAUUAGUGUGUGUGUGUGUAUGUGUGGAUAUUAUACUUAUUAUUUUAUUGCUUGACG
Messenger RNA from Amphimedon queenslandica, 2771 nucleotides. RefSeq lists its product as uncharacterized. The transcript is spliced from 4 exons. Lineage: Eukaryota; Metazoa; Porifera; Demospongiae; Haplosclerida; Niphatidae. The record is from RefSeq and is a predicted model, not a curated record. The coding region runs from base 46 to 2706 and encodes 886 amino acids.